Molecule: messenger RNA, 480 nt
Organism: Cylicostephanus goldi
Lineage: Eukaryota; Metazoa; Nematoda; Chromadorea; Rhabditida; Strongylidae
Source: the annotation of a GenBank genome assembly
AUGCUCAAUGGCCAUCAGUCAUUCUGCUGUUAUCUUGUACAUAUACUCAGCGGAAUGAAAGAGGAACAGGAGGCUAGCCGAUCACUUGCUGGUUUAAUAUUGAAGAAUAAUGUGCGGUCACAAUGGACUAAGUAUCCAGAUGAUGUUCGAGAAUUUGUAAAAACGAACACCUUAGCAAGCAUAGCAGAUCCUAGUGCGUUGAUUCGUGCAACUGUUGGAAUAAUAAUCACCACCAUAGUCGUCGAAGAAAACGGCGUAGGGCAUUGGCCGACUUUGCUACCUUACUUGGGACAUCUUUUAGAACAGCCAGAUCCAAAUAUGCAAGAGGGUUCUAUGGGUGCAAUACAGAAGAUUUUUGAAGAUUCCGGGGAUCGUUUAGAUACCGAGCAACAUGUGCAUCCGCUGAUGCCAAAGAUCUUGUCGUUCUUCAGUUCGGAAAGCGCAAAAAUGAGGUAUGGUUGGCAUAUUUUCUCACUGUAA